Acanthosepion pharaonis is the source of this 1734-nucleotide messenger RNA. NCBI's taxonomy places the organism in Eukaryota, Metazoa, Mollusca, Cephalopoda, Sepiida, Sepiidae. The record is from the annotation of a GenBank genome assembly.
AUGACCGAUCGCCAUGUUUGUCACUUGCUUUCCUUCCUACUUUCUUCUUCUGAAUAUUUCAUUACUGUUUUUAUCUAUUUUUAUUUUGUUUAUAUCAUAGUUUCUUUCAUUCUUUCUUUUUUUUCUCUCACCUAUUUGCUUGCUAUUUUUUCUUUCAUAGUGUCUUUCAUUUUAUCCAUUUCUUUGUUUUAUAUCUCAUUCCAUUUACUGUGUAUCUGUGGUUUUCAUUCUUUUUGUCCGUUCAUUUUUUUUCUCUCUUUUUUCUUCUUUCCACGCAUAUUUGGAAUUCCUUUUUUCAUAGUUAUUUGCAUUUUCUCUUUUUUUUAUUUUUCAUUUUCGUUUUAUCUUUCUUAUUUCAACACAUUUAUCUGUUCCCAUUUUUCUUUUAGUCCUCCUUUUUUUCAAUUUUUUUGGUUUCCAUCAUUCUUUUGUAUUUCACCACUAUCUUUCUUUCUUUCUUUCUUUCUUUCUUUCUUUCUUUCUUUCUUUCUUUCUUUCUUUCUUAGUUGCUAUUUACUUGCCUUUCUUUAUUUUCCACACCCUUUCUUUCUUUCUUUCUUUCUUUCUUUCUUUCUUUCUUUCUUUCUGUUGUUUACUUUCUACUUUCUUUCUUUCUUUCUUUCUUUCUUUCUUUCUUUCUUUUAUUUACUUUCUUUCCUUUCUUUUCCACACUUUUUCUUUCUUUCUUUCUUUCUUUCUUUCUUUCUUUCUUUCUUUCUCUUUUUUAUUUUACUCUUAUAUAUUUACUUGACUUUCUUUUCCGCAAUUAUUGCUUGUCUUUCUUUCUUUUCUUUCUUUCUUUCUUUCUUUCUUUCUUUCUUUCUUUCAAUCUUUCUUUAUAUUUACUUGCCUUUCUUUAUUUUCCACACUCUUUCUUUCUUUUUCUUUCUUUCUUUCUUCCUUUCUUUCUUUCUUCCUUUCUCAGUUGUUUACUUUCUACUUUCUUUAUCUUUUUUUAUUUUCUCUUAUAGUGUUUACUUGACUUUCUUUUCCGCAAUUAUUGUUUGUGCCUUUCUUUCUUUCUUUCUUUCUUUCUUUCUUUCUAUUUACUUUCUUUCCUUUCUUUUCCGCAGUCUUUCUUUCUUUCUUUCUUUCUUUCUAUCUUUCUUUAUCUUUUUUAUUUUCUCUUAUAGUAUUUACUUGACUUUCUUUUCUGCAAUUAUUGCUUGUCUUUCUUCUUUUCUUUCUUUCUAUCUUUCUUUCUUUCUUUCUUUCUUUCUUUCUUUCUAUUUAACUUCUAUUUCCUUCUUUUUAUUUUCAUUAAUUUUUCCUCUCUCUUUUUUCUGUGAUCGUCGUAUUUUUCAAUUGUUAGUCCUUUUCUUUUCUCUUCUUCUCUUCGUCUUUCUUGCAAUUCUAUUUUUAAUUAUUUUUCGUCCGGUGAAUUACUAUUUUUUUUUCUUUCUUUCUUUCUUUCUUUCUUUCUUUCUUCCUUUCUUUCUUUCUUUCUUUCUUUCUUUCUUUCUUUCUUUCUUUCUCAUUGUGUUUCUAUCAUUAUGUCUUAUCCUUUUCUUUCUUUCUUUCUUUCUUUCUUUCUUUCUUUCUUUCUUUCUUUCUUUGAGAUUCGCAUGUUUAUUCGCUUUUCUCUUCCUUCUUAUAUUUUCUUUGCUGUUACUUAUUUUGUUUGUUUGUUUCUUUCUUUUUUGCUUAUUUGAUUUCUUACUCUUUUUCUUCCCCCUCUCUUUUCUCUUUGCUAAUUUGCAUUUUUCACUUGAUUUUACAUUUCCAUUUUUUUAA